AUGCUGACAUCCUGUUGGAUAAAAUUUCGCCUGAUGUUAUUUGGGAACCAUUAAAGGGCAUUCGGAUACUGGUCUCGUUUGUACUUCGCUCUUGGGACCUUGCGAAGGUGUUGUGCAAGCUAUAUAGGCUUGGACUUUAUGGACGACAUCACGUGUUAUUGGCCUAUUUUUCUGGAACAGCUCUUGAAACCAUAGGUGCGUCUAGUUACGGAUGCAGUGCAACUGAAGUAUCGAAAGUUCUCGAGGGAACCAUUGCUUGCUCUGAAGCUGUUUCGACAAUUCUUGGCUUGUAUAGCAAUCACAGACAUUUUGCAAAGAACACAACAUAUGCAGAGUUGGAACAUCUUCUUAAGCCAAUGUCCUUGCCUACAACGAUCCGUUUUCAGCAUUUGUUUUAUGAUAACAUUUGGGCAAUAGCAUUGGCGAUUAAUGCAACUCUGAAGAAUUAUACCGUGGACGAAGUCAAGAAUUAUAAGCACAGUGCUAACAAGAACAAACCAUUACUUGAUUCACUUUACAAACGUCUUCUGGAUGUAGAUUUUGAAGGAGUAUCGGGCCAUUACUUUUAUAAUAAAUCAACUGGAGCAAAACAGACUGACAGUUACGUUGGAAUUUGGGACUCAAAAAGGAACUUGUCCAAAAUUGGUUAUUUUGAUAAGAAAGGGAACAGUCUGAUUAUGACACAGCCCCCUGCCAUCAUAUGGAAGUCAAAAGGUACACGUGUACUGAAGGACUUAUUGUGAUUCAAUAUGUAUUUUUUAGCAUUCUCAAUUAUUGUUCAGGUUGUGCACCAUAAGC
This is a messenger RNA of Owenia fusiformis, 798 nucleotides long. The record is from the annotation of a GenBank genome assembly. NCBI's taxonomy places the organism in Eukaryota, Metazoa, Annelida, Polychaeta, Sabellida, Oweniidae.